AUGACGGCGCAGACGCUCGCACCGCCGCCGCCGGAGCCGCACACGACAGGGCGGUGGGCGGGCACGCUGCUGGCCGCCGCCAUCUACGUGUCGCGGGUCUACUACGUGCAGGGCUUCUACAUCGUCUCCUACGGCCUCGACAUCUACCUCCUCAACCUCCUCAUCGGCUUCCUCUCCCCCAUGGUCGACCUGGAGCUCGAGGCGCUCGACCAGGCCGUCCCUGCGCUCCCCACCCGCGGCAACAACGAGUUCAAGCCCUUCAUCCGCCGCCUCCCCGAGUUCAAGUUCUCGUAUAUCCAUAUAUUCUACUGCCCCCUUCUUCUGAUCUGA
This is a messenger RNA of Triticum aestivum (bread wheat), 330 nucleotides long. Its product is annotated as protein RER1A-like. Lineage: Eukaryota; Viridiplantae; Streptophyta; Magnoliopsida; Poales; Poaceae. The record is from RefSeq and is a predicted model, not a curated record. Gene Ontology annotation, biological process: protein retention in ER lumen; retrograde vesicle-mediated transport, Golgi to endoplasmic reticulum. Bases 1 to 330 code for a protein of 109 amino acids. The transcript has a single exon. Gene Ontology annotation, cellular component: Golgi membrane.